Messenger RNA from Penicillium olsonii, 1389 nucleotides. Lineage: Eukaryota; Fungi; Ascomycota; Eurotiomycetes; Eurotiales; Aspergillaceae. The record is from the annotation of a GenBank genome assembly.
AUGGCGCCUAACAAGCCCAAGGCGGGCCACGUCAAUAUGAUGGCUGAUACUAACAUCGCCAACUUGCCCAUCGAAGGACUGCGAGCAGUCAUGCGUGGCAUUCUGGCAAAUAGACCGGACUGCACGCCUGUGUUCGAGCAGCAGACCCGACAGUAUCUGGGAGAUACGGCCUCGCAGUUCGUGAAUGUCACAGUGAUCGAACAGGCGAAUGGAUCAUUCCAAACGACAAGCGCCUUCCACCAACUGCGCAGACGGAUUUGCUGCAUGGUCGGAUGCGGGAUGUGCUACCAGGCGCUGCCUCUCUUGCAGGGCAUGGUUGAGCAGAUUUCGAACGUUCAGCUCGGGCCGGCCCAGUCGGAUCUGGUGGAUCAGAUUGCUGGUGUCGAUGGAGACAUCAUCCAAGCCAUUACCGCUGUCCAAAAGACCCUCUUUGUGGAGUCCGGGUCUCGGGAUCUGUCCCAGAUUGAAAAGGCCCCUCUGGAGGCCUUGUUAGCGUCUCUCACCGCUUGCAAGGCUGCCUGGGCGAGCAAUCCAUUCCCUUUCGUGUUGGACAGAGGUCUUGAGGCGACUAUAGAUAUAGUGAACCCGGCUCUGGCAUCGGCUGCCGCUGCCGCUGCCACUGCGGCAUGCAAUGACGAUUUCCUUGUCGAGAAGGCGCCGCGUGCUAUCUCGGAGACCUUCCAGAUGGCAGACGUUAAGCUUCCUCGCGUGUUCUCCGGUCUGUGGCAGCUGUCCAGUCCCGCAUGGGGAAGCGCACCCCGGUCCAAGAUCAUGCAGCAAUUCUCAAAGCAUGUUGAAGGUGGUCUGACAGCCUUCGAUAUGGCCGAUCACUAUGGCGAUGCAGAAAUUCUGUUUGGUCAAUACCGAUCUUCUAGCAAGAACUCUGAUGCCCUCUUCGCUGCGACUAAAUACUGCAUCUUCCAUCCUAUGAAAGUGACGCCCGAUGCUAUCCGCGCAAAGGUCGACGAGCGUUGUCAGAGACUGCGCACCAACAAGCUCGACCUCUUGCAGUUCCACUGGCAAUUUUAUAACGAUCCCCAAUACAUUGACGCUCUGAAGUACCUCCAACAAGACAGCCGAAUCCAACAUCUUGGUCUCUGCAACUUCGACACAGAGCAUAUGCAAAAAGCGAUUGAGAGUGGAGUCAAGGUCUACACUAACCAAGUCCAGUUCUCCCUCAUCGAUUCCCGCCCAACAGUGAAGAUGGUGGAGUUCUGCGACAAGCACGACAUCAAAUUGCUCACCUACGGCACACUGCUGGGUGGCCUGCUAGCAGAAAAGUGGGUCGGCCAGGCAGCGCCGGACCUAUACGCUGAGACAAUGACCCCCAGUCUCCGCAAGGUGAGAAUCCCAAGAGCCCCACUAGUAAGCACCAUUAACCAAGCCUAG